Molecule: messenger RNA, 567 nt
Organism: Knipowitschia caucasica
Lineage: Eukaryota; Metazoa; Chordata; Actinopteri; Gobiiformes; Gobiidae
Source: the annotation of a GenBank genome assembly
AUGAGUCUGCUGUUGGACCAGGCCUGUCUGCCUUUGGACCAGGCCUGUCUGCUGUUGGACCAGGUCUGUCUGUUGGACCAGGCCUGUCUGUUGGACCAGGCCUGUCUGCUGUUGGACCAGGUCUGUCUGCUGUUGGACCAGGCCUGUCUGCUGUUGGACCAGGCCUGUCUGUUGGACCAGGCCUGUCUGCUGUUGGACCAGGUCUGUCUGCUGUUGGACCAGGUCUGUCUGCUGUUGGACCAGGUCUGUCUGCUGUUGGACCAGGCCUGUCUGCUGUUGGACCAGGUCUGUCUGUUGGACCAGGCCUGUCUGCUGUUGGACCAGGUCUGUCUGCUGUUGGACCAGGCCUGUCUGCUGUUGGACCAGGUCUGUCUGCUGUUGGACCAGGCCUGUCUGCUGUUGGACCAGGUCUGUCUGCUGUUGGACCAGGUCUGUCUGUUGGACCAGGCCUGUCUGCUGUUGGACCAGGUCUGUCUGCUGUUGGACCAGGCCUGUCUGUUGUUGAACCAGGCCUGUCUGCUGUUGGACCAGGUCUGUCUGCUGUUGGACCAGGCUGUCUACUUUUGA